AUGUUAUCAUAUAAUAGAUUUCAUUCAAAACAAGUUAUUCAAGCAAUAGCAAGUGGACAUGAACUUGAAACACAUGCUUUAGCAGCAUUAGAACCAGUUGUAUAUGAUUUAUUUCCUGUUGAAACCUUACUUGAACUUGUUCGAUAUAAUAAAGAUCAAUCACUUCUGGAUAUUUAUUCAACACAAUUAAUACUAUUUGAUGUUGGAUCAUCAUUUAAAUUACGACCUAUUGAUCCAUUUAUUGUUGCUUUUCGAGCAUCAACAAAUAGAAAUGUUAGUUUGUUUUUAUUUAUGAAAUUUUCCUGUUGUUUACGAGAUGAAAUUUUUAGUGAGUAAGUAUUCACAAUGAUUUUAUUUAUAACUUUAAAAACUACGAUUCUUACUUUUGUUUUUAGAGCUCCUCUUCGAA
Molecule: messenger RNA, 409 nt
Organism: Rotaria sordida
Lineage: Eukaryota; Metazoa; Rotifera; Eurotatoria; Philodinida; Philodinidae
Source: the annotation of a GenBank genome assembly